This is a messenger RNA of Microthlaspi erraticum, 672 nucleotides long. Lineage: Eukaryota; Viridiplantae; Streptophyta; Magnoliopsida; Brassicales; Brassicaceae. The record is from the annotation of a GenBank genome assembly.
AUGGAACUAGACUUCAAGAGUAGCGAUGUGGGAGCAUGGAAGGAGGCUUUGUCGUCGUACGAUUCUCGAAUCGAGUCUCUGAACAAGCCAGACCUCGUCUCUCUCGAUCAAUUUUACCGCGUCAAACUCCCUUCUCUUCUCCACGACCGAGACCCAAACCCUUACCUCACCACCUCCGAGCUUUCCCAACUCAUGAAAUGGAAGCUCUCCCGCGGAAAAUGGAGGCCGCGUUUGCUGGAUUUCGUGUCGUCUCUGGACGAUUCAGCGGUGAAAUCUGCUUCUGAAAAAGCUUUCAAAUCGCUCCCUGACAUCUCUCAGGCAGUGAAAGAGCUCACCGUGCUUAAGGGCGUGGGUCCGGCCACCGCCUCCGCCGUUCUGGCUGCUUACGCUCCCGACAUUGCUCCCUUUAUGUCCGACGAGGCAAUGGAGGUUGCUCUUGGGAACUCAAAGGAUUACUCUUUGAAGCGAUACUUGUUGUUUGUGACUAAGCUCCAAGAUAAAGCCAAGGAAUUGAAGUUGAAGGGAGAGUGGGAUGGGGCUUCAGAUAUUGAAAGAGCUCUAUGGAGUGUUACUUUGCGUUCCAAGUCAAAGUCAAAGCCAGAGAAGGGCUCUUCGGAGAAGAAAAGAAAACGCCAGGAGUCUCAAAACAGUCUGGGGAAAGAGGAUAAGUAG